AUGCACUCCUCCUCCCGUCCCUCUGUUCCUGCAAGGCCUCGCCGCUUUGAAACCAACAGACAGGCAGACCCAAAGACGCAUGGUCCAGGUGCCAGGAGGGAAGACAAAAAUAUGAACACUUCACUCAACACAGCGACCUCUUCCACCCGUCGGGUCACUCGAGGUCCCCCUGAGUCUUCCAGGUUCCGUUCGGGAGCCCAAGCUGGCCGUAACACUACAGUCAAACCUACAGUAGCCCGGCAACAGAAAAACACAACUCAGUCAAGUGCAGCCAAUCCAAAGCCCAAGAGCAGACAGGCCGUGUCCAACUUGCCUCCUGUUCAGCUGCAGCUGCAGCAGCCUUCCAUACCCCGCAAAGAGGAGGAGGACUGGCAGCGGAAGCCAGUGGUGGAGAACAAAGCUGAGACGAACCCAGAUCGUUCCAUAGAGGUAACAAAAGAGGCAGUGAAAGGCCCAAAAGGCCCAGUCGCUCAGGUUGAUAAAAAGAAGGAAGAAAUCUUAGUGGCAGAAGACAAAGAAAGGGUGGGAGAAGAAGACUCUGACGUUGAAGUCCCUGUUGCCCCAGGUGUAGAUCCCAAUGGAAACAAUCAGGUGUCAGUGGAAGAUGAAGAUGAUGGGGAUGAUGAUGAUGAUGACGACACUCUUGUGCCGUCCUGUUGUGACUGUCCAGCGUCCAUGCUGGAGUUCUCCUUGUCCUCCUCCACCUCUUCCUCGUCCACCUCCAUAAGUAGCUGCUCUGACCUGGAGCUGGACUGUCCUGAUACAUACUCACUAUCAUCUCAAGACCAGGACGCCCCAGAGCGGUACCCAUCAGCACGUUCUUCUACUGCCCAGCCUCAUAUCCUUCCACUCGACCCUAAUGUCCCCUCGGGUCAUCCUAUGUCCCCAUGCUCCCCGGAUGAAGGUUACCCAUCCGCUCCAUGCUCUCCCUCAUCUGAUUUUUCAGACUGCAAAGAGGAAACAGAGCAAUUUGGCACAAAGCCUGGUUUGUUAAACUUUUUGGAUUCCAUGGAUGAACUGGGGAAAAUGGAUCGGUUCUAUCAUGUUGUUCAAGUGGUGUGUUGGGAGCUGGAUGAUGAAAUGGGCCUGAGAGAUCGUCUGGACCACCUGUACAGACUCGAGAAGGUGAACCGGCAGGUGAAACUGUUCCAUCUGGCGAAGCUUCAAGAAGCAGGACUGGACCUGGAAGAUGAGGACAUCUCUGAUGUGUUGGACGAGAUGGGGAACAUCGACAUUCCUUGGAAGCUGUACAAAGGCGAAAGCUCAUGUGAGUCCCAGGAAUUUUCCGACGCUGGGGUGGACGUCAGUGGCCCCUCGGAUUUGGAUGACCCGGCGGUCCCAGACUCUCUGAGCUCCUCACCCCUGGAGCCGCCCCCUCGUCCACCCAAGCCUCCAGUGAGACACUGUUGUCGGCUCACCAUCUCCUUCCUCACAUUUGAUCAAGAAACCUAUUCCCGAUCCUCCUCCCCUGCCACCACCCCCCUCUCAGGCCAUACCCUACUUCACCCUCUACUCUGCCAGCUCCUGUGCCCCUCCCCCACACCCCCCAUCCCUCCCCCCAGGACCCGUCACCUUGCACGUCGGGAGGCGCUCAGGUGCGCCCAGCUUCAGGCCGAGCAGUCACCCAUGUCUCUCCCGCCCCCCACCUCCAAACCCCCUCCUCUCCCUCCUCCUCCUGCCCUGCCCUCCCCACCCAAAAUCCCCCCGCCGCCACCCUCACUGCCUCCUCCGCCUUCCUUCCACGCCCUGGACGUGGAGAUCCAGAAGCUGCUGGCACUGGCUGGCCUCACCCAGGCGGAGCUGUUGAAGCUGAGCCCGGAGCUGGGGGUCUGUGUCAGCGGGGUCCUCGACAGCAGCCAGGGAGAGGAGGAGGAGAAGAGCAUAGUUGCCCCUGGGCCUGAGCCUCAGCCAGCCAGACUAUCUCGGAGUGGAGAAAACACGAAGAUUGGUGGAGACAGAGUGAGCAAGUAUGAACCGAAAGGAAUGAAGGGGGCUUGGAUAGAUGGAUGGGGGGAGGCAGAAAAGUUUGGCGAACACAGAGGAACUGACAUGUCUCCAGGAAAUGACACGUAUGGAGAUAGAACACGAGAGGCAAAGAGGGAUGCCCUCAGAACAACCUCAUUCACAGAGAUGGCCAGGAGACGGAAGCAAAAUGGUAGCAGCACUAACUCCAGCUGCAGCUGUGGAUACGGUGUUAACACUAGCCUGAGUACUGAUGCCUAUUACAGCACUGAAAUCAGCAAUGCAAACAGCACUAAUGCCACCUUUGACAACUUUGACUACUCAUCUGAGUUACCUGACACGCCUCCCCCACCACCUCCCCGCCCUUUGCCCCCGUGUCCCCCCGUGACAUCGAAACCCCCUGAGCUUCCUCCAGUGAUGCCCUGCACUGUCCCUGCCAACGCAUCCCGGCCUGACCGCUUUGACUGGCUCAUUGCCUUCACCCCGGACACAGAGGCCUCUCCGUGGGAGCUGAGGAAGUGCACCAGCGGGGUCGUCCUGCCCAAGGUCACAUUGGGGUCAAAGGUCACAACCUUCAAAGAGCUGCGAAACCGAAGUAAGCAGAGCUCCCUGCCGGCUCCAGCUGAGCCUGAGCCGGAUCCGACUGUGACAACACCGGACCCGGACUUCCUGUACAACCUGAAGUGGAGGCGGGGAAAGAAUGGUGGGGACGGCAGUCAGUGGGAGUACACCUCUCAGGCCGAGGCCUCCUUCCUGAUGCCACCGCCCACACCCGCCUCACUGUCCCUCUUCAGGGAGAUGCGUCACCUCACCCUCGAGGGGGACGGACAGGCAGAGCCCCACCCCUCGCAGCGGAUUGGCUGCUCUGCCAGCGAGGGGAACCUGUGGAAUAUGGGAGCUGAACGGGCGGGGGAUGGGAAGCGAAGGGAAGAGGAGGAGGAAGUGCAGGUGAGAGGAAGAGCCGAUGGAGGGAGAACCUUGGAGUCGAGAACAACAGUGUCCUCGCCCCCCCUCUCUCUCGCCCGUCCCCAAGCACCCCCCUCCGCGUACUUCCUGCACUCCUACCCCAUGCCACCCCCCCUCCUGACGGGCAGAAACAGCCUCUACAGGGCCCAGCCUGGAAGCUCUGCUCGCGGACAGGCAGACCUUGAAACCAAAACAUGUCCAACCUCCGACUGUGUUAGUCAGACCUACUCUGAUUCUCUCUACUGCUCUGAUUUGAACCACAAUGUAGAUGACUCUGUUUUCUUGAAUGAAGACAUCAACAGCGACAUAGAUUCACUCUACCUCCACAAUACAGUUUCUAAAAGUAAUCUUGAUUCUCUGUACUGCAGUGAAAGACCUACUACUAAUAAGAUUGAUAGCGACUCCCACAGUAAUAUGAAUAGCUUGGUCUCCACAGAUUUAAGUUAUAAUGUAGACUCUCUGUAUUAUCCUCAGAAUAAGGGAAAGACAUCUGACUCCAAAAACAUUGGAGAAGACAUAUGUAAUGAUGGCAACACAACUCCAUACAAAAACAUUGAGAUGCUAAAAUAUGCUAAGACACAAAAGGCCCCAAGCUACCCACUCUCAAACAAGCAGAUCAACUCUGAUUCACAGCAUGUGAUGACGCUCCACCGGAAGAGUGACUCAGGCAUCCCAUGGGACUUGUCUUUAGACCAGAUGACGUCCUUGGGCUCUGCAAGAGUAAAACAGCCCCCACCCCUACCCACCUGCUACCUCUACCACCCCAAAAACUGCCCUCUGCACAAAGGUGCUCCUCCCCGCCUCUCCCCCGUAGGCGCGAUCUCGCCCCCUCACAGGUCUGGGCUCCCGGGUCCAGGGCUGGACGCGUCCGGCUUGUGCUCGCCACUCUUCCCCCGCAGUCACACGCUCCCUGCCCUAGCUGCCCCACUCUACUACCCCUACCUCUACACGCCCCCCAUCAGGGCUCCGCUGCAGGAGCCCCCCACUCCCAAUCUCCCCCAGCAGGCACCACCACGUCCAUCAUGUGCUCUGACAGUUCGCAGUCUCUCAUUCGCUGGGUCUGUACAAAAGGCUGGGGCCUGGAUGGGCGAUGAUGAUGAUGCAAGCUCCGCCUUGAGAGGUUCAAGCCUGUCCUCUCAAUGCCUGCAGGAGAAAAGAGCUCUGGUCAGUGCGGUCAGCCUGGCAGUGGAGGCUAUCCUGGCUCAGUUCAGCUCCUCUAGGACUCUGGUGCAGAAGUCCCUCUCGGUAGAUAAGGCACUCUCUGGGGACAGUAGUAUAAACCCAACGCUGGGCCGACUGGUGCUGCAGUGUCUGUGCCCAUCCCUUCGCAGCCUGCUGUCCGACGGACUCAAGCCCCACCAAAGUGACCUGAUCGCAGGCAGGAGGCCAAAUUCACCUUGGGGACUGGUGCAGGCCUCCACCAAGCCAGGCCCCAGGACCCAGGGCCUGCACAGCCUGCAGGCUAGAGUGGCUGACCUGCCCCAGCUGAGGCAGAGUGGACACAGGUUCAACGCCUUUCUGCUCGGCCUCCUCAACACCAAACUGCUGGAUUAUUGGAUCUCCCAUCUGCAGACAUGUAGUGACGUGUUGUUGACAUACUAUCGUCCAAACUCCUUCAUGAGGUUGUCGCUCACUUCCUGCCAGCCUCUCUUUGAAGAGCUCCUCCUCCUACUCCAGCCUCUGUCCCUCUUGACCUUUAACCUUGACCUGCUCUUCCAACACCACCACUUUGACCCCGCCUCCCCUGCUGACCCUCCGACCAAUCACAGCCCAGAUUUAACCAGCCCACCCAAUCAGGAGCUGGGCUUCGGGGUCUCUCCCUGGGGCCCGGUUCAAGGGCAUCGCCUGGAGAGUGUGUCAGAGCAUGAUGUAGGAAGGCCAGAAUCAUGUCCAUCCAAUCAGAACACAGCUCUCUCGAGCUUGGCCAAGCCGUUGGCCGGAGGGGUAGUCCAGUCAUCCUGUCGUGGCCCAGUGCCUGUCUCAGCAUUUGCCAGUAAGGGAGAGACAAGCCCUCAGCUUCAGUGGGUGCGGGAGAAAGACAUAGCGCCCCCUCCUGAGGAGAGUGAGUACAGCAGCCUGUCCCAGCAGGCAGGGCAGGUGCUCCAUCAGGGCUGGGGGGCAGUUGUCCGCUGGGGCGAGCGUUUAGGACACAACCUCAACUCUCUAGGAUCCUCCUCUGAAGACACUACCACAGGGACAUCCCCAGACUCCCGCAGAGGCCCAGACAUCCUCCGCUCCCAGCCCCAGGAGGAGGCCUCUUCCUGGGCUAACAGUGUGGCCGUGCCAUGGGGGCUAGAGAGGCUAUUCGGAGCCUCCAAGAAUUCCUGCAACCCUCCAGCGAACACCCCACAGGCUAGGCGUCCAUCUCAGUGGCUGGCUCCCAGCGUAUCUGUCCUCGCACGUAUGGUCAGCGGCAGCCAGCCCUCUCUGCCCGACAGGAUCCAUGUGGAGGCGAAGCAAGCGAAACCCGCCGAGAAAAAGAGAGAAGAAACUCAAGACAAACCAAAACCCACCAGGGCGGUGCGAACACUUUGUGACCAUUCGGGCUCGGGGACGGAGCUGACUUUCCAAAAGGGGGAGGAGCUCAUUGUGCUGGGAAGUGUGGACCAAGAUUGGAUUCGCUGUCGUCAAGGAGACAAGGAGGGCCUGGUGCCUAUUGGCUACACCUCUCUCAUCAUGUGACCUCUGACCUCUGUAAUGCCCUUCUGAUCAGUUAAGGUCAAAAAGGGGAAGACCCCAAAACAAAAAUAAAUAACAGAAAAAGGAUUGAAUAUGUAAUGUGACUUGAGUAGUAGCUUGUAGAUGUUUAGUGUUAAUCUCCUAUCCCAGUUGCCUGGUUUGUGAUGUGUAAGAUGUUUUAUUCUAAUGUUGGCAUUUGGCUUAAAUAAUGUCAAAAAACAUACUGUAUAAAUUAUACAUAUACAAAUAUACUAUAUGAAUAUAGACUGAUUUUCCAAGAUAGAUAGACAGAUAGAUAAACAAGAAAAAAAGUAGAGUUAAACAUUACCUCAUUGGUAUAUCAUUUAGAAAUAAUGUAAGAAUGGAAGAUACUGAUAACACAUAGCAAGUCCCUGAGACUAGAAAUAUAUGCUAGAUUUUUAAAAAAAGGCUAGACAUUUACAAAAAAGAUAAACUUUCAUUGGAAUGUAUUUGGCAAAGGCACAAAUCACUACCAAUUUAGAUAUUAGCCAGUGAAUGCAACCUCGACAUAUGCACAGAGUGAGCAAAAUGCAAUGCACUUAACACAUAAAAAUGGACAGACCCUUAAACGUCUGUCUGUGAAUACUUAAGGCAAUUCUUUCCCUCUCUUCUCUCUCUUUCUGAAAACAGACAAAAAAAUAUCUCGCUUGUUCCACUCCCUCUGAGGAAGCAACGUGUUUGUGGCCCUAUUGUAUGCUUGUUGAUCUGCUUAAUCUGCCAAAUCCCUCAAAUUAUUCAUCUAAAACCGUACUUAAUUAAGUAACUCAAUACAACACACUUGCUCCGGCAAGUUACUUAUCUAAAUGUGUCUUCCCCAAAGCAUCUGUCAUUGCAUCAUAUUAUUAAACUGUCAUUAUUGUUCCUAUCAGUAGAAGUAGUACUACAGGGUGGUGUGAUGGUCUGUCUUCAUGUUUAUUCUCAACAAUCUUUUAAUUAGUAUGAUUGUUUGAUAGCACUGUAGGCUUGGUAUUGAUGACUAUGCAUACGCUGUACUGUACGACAGGCUUAUGGAUUGAGUAGCCCUUUGUGUUCACGUUUUGAUCAUGGUGAUUUGAUGUCUUUUAUUAGUUCCAUUUGUUAGUUUUGAAUAUUUUCCGAUAAAGUGGUGAUGUCCGGAGCUGCAUGGCACAAUAUCGAGGUCCUGUCAUUCAUCAACCUUUGCACUGAGAAGAACAAGCUCACUGGGAGAACCCUUGGCUGCUCUGUUUGGACUCUAUAUAGAUCACACUUAAAGGUUCUGGUGUUUAUUCUCUGAAGCAUUUUAUAAAACAUCUUUGUGCUAUCCUUCUUAUAGCUCCUAAGCAGAACAUUAAUAGGAGGCUCUUGGUAGAACGUUGACUUAGUCAUUCCAACUUAAACCCCAUGCUGAAAAGUUCUUUGUGGAUCAUCACGUCAUCCAUAAAUGAACCCAUGAAACUGGAAGGGUCAUAGGUUGAGCUCUGGGAGCAUGGUGUGCGCUGUGCCUAAAGCACUCACGAGUACAACAGAUCGACUGUGAGGGCUGCGCUCAGCUUCUUCUACAAAUGGCAUCAGCUGGAUGUGCUGACAGCUGCUAGUCAAGCCCUCAUGCAGCACAACUGCCGUUCUCCUUCUCUCUCAGGCCUCCAUCUGCCUGCUCCAGGUCUGCUGCUGGUUCGCUCCUCUCUCUCCACAAUAGCCUGGGCUUUUUUUGUGGAGAGCUGCGCUGUGUGGAUCCAGUCCAUGCUAGCCUGGGUGCAUCUGAGGGUGUCCGCCACCUGUCGAGCUGAGCUCAGUGACGGCUCGAGGCCAGGUCUACCACUUUCAGGGCCACAGUAGAGGGGGAGUCAGGUUGGGGACUCUGAAAGACUCAGGAGGGCCUUCUGCUGGACAGGAAGGGACUCGGGAAUGCGCCAGACAAGCCGUGUAGAUGUUUGUGAUUUAGAGGUUGAGAUUUCUAUUGGAGCUCACCUUAGCUAGUUAGCUAUGGCUCUGAUUUUGCUCGAUACCCCAGAACUGCAGCAUGGUGCCAACAUGUCCAUACAGAUUCUUAUCUGUUUAUCUAAAAAUAUAAAAAUAAAGGAUAACAAAAUGAAUAAAUGUCAAGGACAGAAGAAACACAAAGUUCAAAUAGCUAGAUCAGACACCGGUGUGAUUGUGUAUGUGACACUAGUUUGUUUAUUUCUUGGUUGAAAUCUAUGCCUUUUCUUUGCAUUUCAGUGACAGACAAGAGGGUUUUGCAAUACGUGACAAUUAGACAACAACUGUGUCAGAUAUGCAUCCUUAUAAGUCCUGAGUUUCAGGCUAUCUGCAGUAGCUGUAUUCACGAUCAAGGAAAUGAGAAGGGGAAUGCUGAGGAGGAGUGGUGGAUCAGAGAGAACUGGCAUUCUUGUUGACGGUGAUGGGAAUACUGACAUUCUUGUUGAUGGAGAUAGGUAUAUUCUGGAUCACUUGAAAAACAUGUUCCAUUUGUCCUGUCACUGUAAUCAAUGUCAUACCAUCUUUUCCCCUGUGGAAUAUUGCAGAAUUUGGCACAAGAUUAGAAAAUGAAUAUCAGGAAUUAAUGUUUUUUUUAAAUUUGUUUUGUUCUUUUUCAUCAGUACAUAUAGAUAUAUAUGCUUAUGUGUGAAUAUGAUAUUUAUUUAAUGAAAAUUAGAUGUUUCAUAGUUUAUGUGAUUUCUGUAACUUGUGGAAGCCAUUUAGCUGUUUCUCUUUCGUUUAUCUUUCUCUCUAUCUAUCUGGUGUUGUGUGUAUGUGUGAGUAAGUGUGUGUGCCUGUGUGUGCCUGUCGGUGGGUGGUGUAGCUCUUUAUGGUAUAGCCCGCUAGUAGCACACUUAAUACAUAUGUACUAAGUCCUUGCAAAGUCACCCAAGUCAGUCAAGCUCCUUGCAUGUGCUUGUUUGUAAAUAUAUUCAAUAAACAAAUAAUAUAUAUUAAUCUCA
Messenger RNA from Alosa alosa (allis shad), 8528 nucleotides. RefSeq names its product RUN and SH3 domain containing 1 (gene rusc1). Gene Ontology annotation, cellular component: cytoplasmic vesicle. Gene Ontology annotation, molecular function: protein binding. The transcript is spliced from 13 exons. NCBI's taxonomy places the organism in Eukaryota, Metazoa, Chordata, Actinopteri, Clupeiformes, Clupeidae. Bases 1 to 5610 code for a protein of 1869 amino acids. The record is from RefSeq and is a predicted model, not a curated record.